Aspergillus uvarum CBS 121591 is the source of this 570-nucleotide messenger RNA. RefSeq lists its product as uncharacterized. The transcript has a single exon. NCBI's taxonomy places the organism in Eukaryota, Fungi, Ascomycota, Eurotiomycetes, Eurotiales, Aspergillaceae. Bases 1 to 570 code for a protein of 189 amino acids. The record is from RefSeq and is a predicted model, not a curated record.
AUGCCCGAUACCUCCCUCAAAGAACCCGAUGAAGAGCGCCCCCCCCACAGGGCGCGAAUCUUCGAAGCCGGCACCACGGGCCUGCUCGCAAGCUGCGCUCGGAAUACAACCACCACCGCUCCGAGUACCACGUCUUCUGCGCCGGCGUUCAACGUCCUGACGAUCGCGCAGAUGGUCGUCGGGGCGAGAAUCACCGCGCUGAGGCCGAGCGGCGGCGCGCACCUGCUGGCCAUCACCGUCCUCAGGGCCGUCCAUACCGUCAUCGCAGGCGUGCUCGCCUUCCUCAAGGGACGGGCCCUGCCUCAGCGGCUGCGGCGGAACAUCUUCGAGCUGCGGAAGGUGCUAAAUGCGAUCGAAGAGACCCAAGUCCGCUUGCGGUACAGCGACCCCGAGCACUUCACGGCGGAGGAGGUCAUGGCCCUGAUGGAGGAGGCGCUGCGGCGCUACGUGGCGGCCGAGGAGAUUAUCGAGAAUAAUCAGCCGGGGCCUCAGUCGCUUCGAGUGAGUUUGUUGGGGAAGGCGCGGCAGGGUGAUGAGGAGAGGGGAGGGGGCGUUCAUCAUAGUGGUUAG